AUGUCAAGUAUGACCCCGGAUGAGCGGAAAGAGAGGAAAUUUAAAUUCACGGCAAAGAAACGACCGAGGCGAUCGGUGUCAAAAAAGAGCAGCGAAUCCAAAUAUGGUGUAUUCAGAUGCGCCAUAAAAUGGCUAGUGGCAGUUAUAGUAUUUUCGGCCGUCUUGGCGUGUCUUGUUACCAGCAAGAUUUGUUUGUUGGUUCUCGGGCAGCAUUUGAAAAGGUCCAGUGAAUCUACAGCGAAUUCCACCUUGGCAAUGGAAUAUUCUUCCGAAAUAAACAAACAGGCACUGUUUUUGAUGCUCGUUCUGACCUUGAUGAUCCCAGAAGCUGCCUGUUUAAUACACGCAAGUUGGACAAGUCUGGGGAAAAAACAUCGACCAUGGCCGUCAAAGAAGGCAUCUAUGCUAACUUUGGUUGGUGGAUUCUUUGAAGCUUCCUCGCUCUGUUAUAUCACAGUGGUUAUGGUGACAACGCUGCCAGUGAGCCCUGACUUUCUCGUGGUGCUUAUGUGCAGUAUAGCCGGGUUGCCGUUAAUGUUGCAGAAAGUCUACAGAAAAAAAUGCCAAAGUGGCCAACGUGAGCAACGUGAGCAACGUGACCAACUGAGCGUGUGGGAUAUCAUGAUAUCACUAGUGUCUACCCUUUUUUUUUUUGCUGGCAAUAUCAUGCUGUCUUUAAAGGUGGCUGACCUGAAAGGAAUAAUUUUGGCUGAACUUUCCCUUUUCCUGCUGUCAAUUGUUUGGUCACCUACGUUUAGAAAACUCCAAAUUCAAAAUGAACAUCAGGAAGAGAAAAGAGAGACGAAAAGGGAGAAAAGCACCGAGAUGGCGGAGGAAUGCGUUGAUACGUUACAAAAACCAGGAAUUAGUUCGAAGGAGGCAUUCGUGGCAAAGCCUGUCUGUGAAGAAAUUCUCAGUAGAAUCAGUAACAGCAGUGAAGGAUCCUUGCAGAGUGAAACCGGACCUCCUUGGUUGACCAGAACAGCUCAAGCGAAAACGGCCGUUAUUUCUUCCCUUUGUAAACUAUUCUUCAUACCUGUAAUGGCAGUUGCAUUUUCAAGUGUUUAUGGCAUUGUGAAAUUUAAUACCUUUGACGGAUUUAAGGCCAUAACAAUGUCAAAUCCGUCAUGUUUGUACUUCAUAUUCCACAUUUUGGCCAGCUUCUUCGGCUACCAUUUUGGAUGGAUCGCGUGUUCUCUUCGGAUGCAAAAGGUUGGACUGGCUCUUCCCUUGACACUAGCAACACCAAUCGCUGUCAUCAUAACCCAGUUUAUAGGGUUUUGCGAAACAGAAACAAUUCCCCCACCAUGUGCAUCAGGAGACAUACACUAUGUUCUUGGUGCGGGACUCCUUCUGUGGUUAGCACAAUGUUUGGGAACCACGUACAACCUGUUUAAAAGUCCAGGAAAGAUUUUGGGAAAAGUGUACGACUCAUUUUGGAUUCCUUGUUAUAAUGGUGUGUGCCUUGAACAGUACUUGCUGACGAACAAACGAAACCUCUCAUUUGACGAGGAAUGCUCUUCACAGGAAAAUGUACCAGCUUCUAACCAAAAGGACAAUGGAUUACAUGUGUUCAUCUGCACUACAAUGUAUCACGAGAAAAGGGAAGAAAUGGAACAACUUCUGGAGUCAGUUUACGAUGUCCUCAAAAAUAACAAAUCAGGGCACCAUUUUGAGGCACACGUGUUUUUUGAUGGGUGCCUCAGGACAGAAGAGCUUAACAGCUAUGUACUUCAGCUGGCUUCGUUGGUGAAAAAUACUCUAAAAGUGAAAGAACUCAGCGACUGUAUUAAGGUUGAGACCCACUUUGGUAUGCAGCUUAAGUGGAAACUUGAAUUAGAACAAGAGACAUCCUUCACAAUACACUUAAAAGAUAAUGCAAAGGUGAAAAAUAAGAAGAGAUGGAGCCAAGUAAUGUACAUGUCAUACGUUCUGGAUUUUAAAAUCGUCACAGAAGAAUUAGAAGACGACCAAUGCUUCAUUCUCGCAACAGACGGCGACGUUAAAUUUACUCACGAGUCUGUUGAAGCCUUAAUUGAUCAAAUGUGUGAGGACUCUAGAACUGGCGCAGUAUGUGCUCGGACCUAUCCCCUUGGAGAAGGACUUGUCUAUUGGUAUCAAGUAUUUGACUAUGCUAUUGGCCACUGGUUCCAAAAGGUGACCAAUCAUAUGCUCGGCUCAGUCUUGUGUUGUCCAGGAUGUUUCAGCUUGUACAGGUGCAGGGCUGUGAGGGAUGUUUUGCCAAAUUAUGCCACCUGUGCAGACACCGCUUUUCAGUGUAUUACCAAAGAUAUGGGGGAAGACCGCUGGAUGUGCACACUGAUGAUACAAAAUGGCUGGCGAUUGACAUAUUGUGCUGCUGCAGAGAACAGUACUUAUUGCCCAGGGAGUUUUGAUGAGUUCUAUAAACAACGAAAACGAUGGGCGCCAUCUACACUAGCCAACCUCGUUCUACUUAUUACCGAAUGGAAGCAGACAUUGAAUAACAACGAGCAUAUUUCUUUAUUAUUCAUUGUUUAUCAAGCGUUCCUUGUCUUCUCCACAGUAAUUGGAGGUUCCACGGUCAUUUUGGUCAUAGUGGGUGGAAUGGUACUUGCAGGUGUUCCAGUCAACCACAUAACAACAUCGGUGCUCCUUAGCCUUGUUGUUGCUGUUUACGUCUUAAUAUGCCUUUACACUCCCCCAAAGUGGCAGCUUAAAGUGUCAAAGAUACUGACAUUUUUUUUCUCAGUAAUCAUGUGCACUGUGGCGGUCGGAUUGGCUGUCCAAAUUUCCAACGAUUUAAAGGAAAGGAAAGUUGAGCCAACUGUGGCAACGACGAUGCAGAUAGAAACGACAUCGUUAACAACGACAACAAAACCUUUAGAACACCAUCUUCCGGCGGGGGUGAGCAGUCUGUACCUAGGUGGACUGAUAACAAUCUUUGUAGUCUCUGCUCUCUUGCAUCCAAGAGAAGUUACCUGCUUGUUUCAUGGAAUUUGGUACUUCCUCUGCCUUCCAUCUGGCUAUCUUCUGCUGACAGUUUACGCUAUCUGCAAUCUAACUGAUAGUUCUUGGGGAACAAGAGAAGAAACCUCAGGAAAGAAAAGCAGCCAAAAUUCAUUAUGGGAGUAUUACUUAUGUUGUCAUUGGACCAGAUCAGAUGGGGGUGGAGAUGAGAGGAAGAAACUCUCAGAUUCCAAGGAACCAGGACCACCAGGUCUUAACACGAACACAGGGUCGGCAGAACAAGAAAACAAUGAGGGAAAUGCGAAAACCACGUCUGUGGAAGAAUUACUAAGCAGUGAGGCCAAAGGUGAACUCGACGUAACCCACUCAACAGCGAUGAACCUUUCAAAGUCGAAUGACGAACACAUACCCAGUGAGCAGUUGGGAGAUUUCCUAGGUGAAAUAAAACUUGAGAAAUAUUACCAACGUUUCUUUGACAAUGGAUAUGAAUUUAUAGACGACUUGGUCGGAAUAAAGGAGGAAGAUCUUGAGCAGAUCGGAAUCAAUGAAGAGGAUCAUUCAAGGCUCAUGGAGUAUAUCAAGAGGAUUCCUCAAGAUGAUUCAAAGCAAGAAAUACCAGAAAACAUUAAAGGCUGGUUGAUAAAGCACCAUCUCGAAGAUUAUCAUUCCAAAUUCGGUGAGAAAUUUAAGCAUCUAUGGCAACUUCAAAAGUUGAAAAACGAGCCCAAAAAGGAUUUCAAGGAAUCCGCAAGGAAAAAUUUUGGAAUCGAAAAACCGGGCCAUUUUAAAAGGCUGGUUAAGGCUGUUUGCAGUUUACAGGUGAAAGGACACGUACAGAUGACAAUCCUCAGCACGGAGCAUACACUGAAUAGUGUUCUGCCUGUCAAGCGUGAUAGCAAGGACUAUCCUGAAGACGAAAUAACCUUCUGGAAAGAAUUACUUGAAGAAGGAUUUCUUUCUCCGCAUAACACAGCUUUAGCGUUCACGUCUUCUCCCGAAGAAAACCUCCGGAAGCUUAGAACAACAGCGCUGUGGGUAUUCAGUGUCAGCAACAUGUUUUGGAUGGUACUUAUACUGACGCUGGUAGAAAAGAGAGACCUCAAGAUUUUAGGGCUCGAUGUCAUCGCACUUAGCUUCCUAAUCACCUAUGGGGGGAUAAUCUUUGCCCAGUUUUUAGCCCUUUUGUGCCAUCGUGUGAAAACAAUAAUGCAUAUUUUGGCACGCACGCCAUGGAUUUUGCCUAUAAAGAACGAGACAGAAAAAAAUGAAAGAAUGAAUGAAAAAAGCGUUUUGCAAAGCAGAAAACAUAGGAAAUUGCAUCCUUUUUCCUAUGCUUAAGUUCUUGUAGUGUUGGUCAGUUAUUCAACUCGUCCAAUUUCUUUUAAUCAUUAUUAUUUCAUUCUCUUAGGACCCUGUU
This is a messenger RNA of Pocillopora damicornis (cauliflower coral), 4366 nucleotides long. RefSeq lists its product as uncharacterized. Gene Ontology annotation, cellular component: cell septum; cell periphery. The record is from RefSeq and is a predicted model, not a curated record. Gene Ontology annotation, molecular function: protein binding; chitin synthase activity. Lineage: Eukaryota; Metazoa; Cnidaria; Anthozoa; Scleractinia; Pocilloporidae. Gene Ontology annotation, biological process: chitin biosynthetic process.